AUGAUAAGCAUCAGAACAUUUGUCAUAGGAUCCGUGGUGCAACAUCGAAACCCGUUUCAAAUAGUCCCCUUUUUAGACGAUGAGUUUGAGUCGCAGUCGCAGUCGUCACUGGUGUUUUCAUCUUACAUUUGUAGCUCAGGCAGCGCAUGCACCGCUUAGAAUAUCAAUACUCAUCCAGAUUCUGUUCCUGCUCCUCGGAGCAUAUUUUUAUUGAUUCAACAAGCAACACUAUCGAGAUUUAGCAGAAGUACUAGAUCACUCAACUACAACUAGUACACACAGAAUUAUAGACAAGAAAAUACAUCAAUUUCAAUUUCAAAUGCUGUUUUCAAUCAUUCGCUUUCGUAGUUGUAUUUUCGUAGUUGAAAUCGAAGAUUCAUUCUACUGAUUUGAUUUUACGCAAACGCAAGAAUCGUGUGAAGAUAAGGAUCUCAGUACAGCAUGAAGAUGGAUCAAUGUCAUUUUCAAUGUUGUUCAUCGUCCGAAUUCAUUGUUAUUGCUACUGUAGAUGUAAUUGAUAAAAACCCUUUUAGCACUGCUUUGAGAAAAAGAGCAAUGGGUUAAUUUAUAUCUUGAUCAUGAAUUUGUGGGCAGGUUAACAAGUUCCCUCGAACCUAUCCCGUCCCGGUCAUACCUAGGUACUACAGUCCGGUGCGCAAAAACAACGGGAGCUGCAGGCCCAACACAAACCCCCUUUUCUGCGAGCUCUGUGUUGUUAGCUAGUCCAAGAACACAAAUCCGCUAGUCCAAGAACGCAAAUCAACUAGUCAUCAUAAUAUGUAGCAACUGACAACUGUCACGAAGAUGAAUUGGGAUCGAUCGUAAAGAUAGCUCUAGUUUCUUCGAUCUUCUUUUCAUGACUGCUUCUGGUUCUGCUACAACAUGAUGAACAACAAAAUCUAAUGAUUUCCAGAGCUACAACUCAUAAGGAUGCAUAUUUUUUGAGUGAGUUGCGCUUGCGAUCUAGUCUUGUCAUAAAAACAUACUAAAUGGGCUGGAUACAGCAGUGUCUUUUUUCUUGCUACACGUUGAUUUUCUUACAUCAGAUAACCGCCUCCCUACCGUUCGUAUCAUUCCAUGAACAACAUACAACAUAAAUAUCCUUCACUUGCACAUUUUAUUCGGUCCUUCCUUGCACCUGAUACUUAUCUUCCGCCCUAUCUGUAACUGUAUCUGUCAUACCUAUUCAGUGACGCAAAAAGCACAUCAUGAAAGAUAACGACCAUCAUUCUCAUACAUUUGAUUGUUCUCCAUGAGGUUUGUCCUCGCGACAGCACAUGCCAUUUUUUUUGCAUUGCCAACACGCAGAUAUGCUUGGCGAAAGAAAGGG
This is a messenger RNA of Amoebophrya sp. A25, 1330 nucleotides long. The record is from the annotation of a GenBank genome assembly. NCBI's taxonomy places the organism in Eukaryota, Dinophyceae, Syndiniales, Amoebophryaceae.